Messenger RNA from Cynocephalus volans (Philippine flying lemur), 996 nucleotides. RefSeq names its product neuronal differentiation 4 (gene NEUROD4). Lineage: Eukaryota; Metazoa; Chordata; Mammalia; Dermoptera; Cynocephalidae. Gene Ontology annotation, cellular component: nucleus. Bases 1 to 996 code for a protein of 331 amino acids. The record is from RefSeq and is a predicted model, not a curated record. Gene Ontology annotation, molecular function: DNA-binding transcription factor activity, RNA polymerase II-specific; protein dimerization activity; E-box binding. Gene Ontology annotation, biological process: nervous system development; camera-type eye development; axon development. The transcript has a single exon.
AUGGCGAAAACCUAUGUGAAAUCCAAGGAGAUGGUGGAGCUGGUCAAUGCGCCAUCCUGGAUGGACAAAGGUCUGGGCUCUCAAAGUGAGAUGAAGGAGGAGGAGAGAAGACCAAGUGCUUAUGGGAUGCUUGGCAGCUUAACUGAAGAGCAUGACAGUAUUGAAGAGGAUGAAGAGGAGGAAGAUGAUGGCGAGAAACCUAAGAGAAGGGGUCCCAAGAAAAAGAAGAUGACCAAAGCUCGCCUUGAGAGAUUCAGGGCUCGAAGAGUCAAGGCCAAUGCAAGAGAACGGACCAGGAUGCAUGGCCUGAAUGAUGCCCUGGAUAACCUGAGGAGAGUCAUGCCAUGUUACUCUAAAACCCAAAAGCUUUCCAAGAUAGAGACUCUUAGACUGGCCAGGAACUAUAUUUGGGCUUUGUCUGAAGUCCUGGAGACUGGCCAGACACCAGAAGGGAAGGGCUUUGUGGAGAUGCUCUGUAAAGGGCUCUCUCAGCCUACAAGUAACCUGGUGGCUGGAUGCCUUCAACUUGGUCCUCAGUCUGUCCUCCCGGAGAAGCAUGAAGAAAAAUCUUCUAUUUGUGACUCUGCUAUCUCUGUCCACAACUUCAACUAUCAGUCACCAGGGCUCCCCAGCCCUCCGUAUGGCCAUAUGGAAACACAUCUUCUUCAUCUCAAGCCCCAAGUAUUCAAGAGUUUGGGAGAAUCAUCCUUUGGGAGUCACCCACCUGACUGUAGUACACCCCCUUAUGAGGGCCCACUCACUCCACCCCUGAGCAUCAGUGGGAACUUCUCCUUGAAGCAAGAUGGCUCUCCUGACCUGGAAAAAUCCUAUAGCUUCAUGCCACAUUACCCCUCUGCAAGUCUAAGCUCAGGGCAUGUGCAUUCAACUCCCUUUCAGGCUGGUACCCCCCACUAUGAUGUUCCCAUAGACAUGUCUUAUGAUUCCUACCCCCACCAUGGUAUUGGGACCCAACUCAAUACAAUCUUCACUGAUUAG